Hemiscyllium ocellatum (epaulette shark) is the source of this 1098-nucleotide messenger RNA. Its product is annotated as homeobox protein Hox-A5. NCBI's taxonomy places the organism in Eukaryota, Metazoa, Chordata, Chondrichthyes, Orectolobiformes, Hemiscylliidae. Gene Ontology annotation, biological process: regulation of transcription by RNA polymerase II; anterior/posterior pattern specification. Gene Ontology annotation, molecular function: RNA polymerase II cis-regulatory region sequence-specific DNA binding; DNA-binding transcription factor activity, RNA polymerase II-specific. The transcript has 2 exons. Bases 54 to 884 code for a protein of 276 amino acids. Gene Ontology annotation, cellular component: nucleus. The record is from RefSeq and is a predicted model, not a curated record.
ACAAGCGACCAAGAGCCACAAAUCAAGUAAAAAUAAAUAAAUAAAAAAAUCAAAUGAGCUCUUACUUUGUAAACUCAUUCUGCGGUCGCUAUCCAAAUGGCCCGGACUACCAGUUACAUAAUUAUGGAGAUCAUAGCUCGGUGAGCGAGCAAUACAGGGAUUCUGCAACGAUGCAUUCCAGCAGGUACGGCUACGGCUACAAUGGGAUGGAUCUCAGCAUUAGUCGUCCAGCAUCUAACCACUUUAAUGCCAGUGAAAGGUCUCGAAGCUACUCUACAGCAGCAACAACAGCAGCAGCAGGACCAGAAGCAGGAGCAGACACCAGGUACAACCAACCUGCCACAUCCACUCAGUCUCCUUCACCUGACCCUCUACCCUGUUCCGCCGUGGUCAGUCCGCCUGCUAGCGACAACCACCACGGAAUCAAAAACUCCAUAGCAAGCCCAACUACCUCCUCAAAUUCCAGCAGCAGCAGCAGCAGUCUCAUCAGUAGAGAUGGGGUUGGCACAUCGCCUGGUACUGAAGAUGACACCCCGGCAAGCAGCGACCCUCCAAGUUCACAGAACGGGCAAAGCACAGCACAACAACAGCCUCAGAUUUACCCCUGGAUGCGAAAACUGCACAUAAGUCACGACAGUAUGGGAGGACCAGAAGGUAAAAGAGCCAGGACGGCUUACACCCGAUAUCAGACCCUGGAGCUGGAGAAAGAAUUUCAUUUCAAUAGAUACCUGACCCGGAGACGACGGAUAGAAAUUGCACAUGCUCUUUGCCUCACAGAGAGACAGAUUAAGAUCUGGUUUCAAAACAGAAGGAUGAAAUGGAAAAAAGAUAACAAGUUAAAAAGCAUGAGCAUGGCCGCUGCAGGAGGCGGAUAUCGUCCAUGAUCAAUAGAAGUACUGGGCAGUAGCUGACCAAUUAGCAUAAUGUCAAUACAGUACUGACUUCCAAAACUCCUCUCCCGUGUUACUUCUAUGAAGAAAACCAUUCCCAUGUUGCCCUGCCCCAAUCUUUGAAUCGUUAGUCUGUUUUCUGGUCGUACUGUUGCCUGUACAAGUAAUCUGCUUACAGUAUAUUGUCUAGGAGUAACAACAAUGUUGU